AUGUCAACACAAUUGUUGUCUUGGAGCAUAUUCAGCUGCCUCAAGAUGCCUGACUUUAAGGGUUUCUGCAAGCUGCUCCCUAAGGAGGGUUGGUUGGACUCCCUGUCUUGCCCUUUCCCUGACGCCGGAGAGUAUCCCUUGACCAAUGCGGACUCCAACUGGGUCACUGGUAUUGACCCUCACCUCUUUGGUGCCCUGGCCCUCUUAAAAACUGACUCCUCCGGUUGCUCUGCCCAGGUAUUUGAUUCGCCGCAUUUGCCUGUUCGAGUUGGCAACAGAGUUCGAAAACGUUUAGAUGCCAGGACUAUUGUUCGAUUGGUUCGAAGUUUAGAGGCUCCAAUUGGUAAUGUUGCAUAUAUAAAGCAAUCUAUCCCCUUUCCAAAAGAUAGGAAACAAUUAUGUUCUUAUUUCCUAAUUUCGGGCUGGUGGAGUGGAGGAUUUGGGUAUGGAUUAUGGAUCGGGAUACUAGUUGCCUCAGGGUUUUUUGUAGUUCCAGUGUCAUCUUUGUUGUGGAAGAAAGAGUUUGAACUCACUGGAGCUGGCUCUACAAAGGUUGGUAUAUUAGUGUUAUUAUUUAAUGAUUGAUUCAUGCCUAUUAACCAAAUUAUAAUUGGAGAUAAACAAGGUAAACAGUGCAUUUAUGCAUGCAUAGAAGUGA
Molecule: messenger RNA, 658 nt
Organism: Durio zibethinus
Lineage: Eukaryota; Viridiplantae; Streptophyta; Magnoliopsida; Malvales; Malvaceae
Source: RefSeq, a predicted model, not a curated record